UUACAUUCUGCAUCCAGAAACUGUGAAAUAUGGACACUGCCAUGAGAACAGCGGCGAUCGUUCGAGCUCGUUCAGCUCUGUUCAUGACUGGAUCCGAGCACUGUACGGCGCCAGGAACGGGACCGGAGAUCACGGAGUGGUGGAUGUAGUUGUUCGGGAUCCGCGGGUCACGCUAUUAACACACGGCUGGAGUUUACGCGUUGUGUAGCGACGCUUGUUCUUUGUUGAGAGAUUGUUGUUGCGUUCUGCCUGACUGUUUUCAGAGGAGAGAAUCGCUCUUAAUUUCGGCCACUCUUGUUUCUUGGGCGGGACGAAGAGAUAAAUAAAAGAGUUGAGCAUGAGGAAUAACGAGGAGACUGAGGGCUUUGAUGGCGAGGCCUCCAACACCUCGAUGAUUUCAGGAGUCAAUAGUCCGUAUCAGCCGACCACCGAGCCCGUGCUCUCCAGAAACGUGUUCAGGGCCAUCAGGUGUGACCGGGAGUACCUCAAGUCACAUUUUGGAAUUUUAAAAGUCAUUGAAGUGGUUCUGGCUCUCAUCUCGUUCAUCUUCAUUGAGACCAUAAUGAUGUGCUCGCCGUGUGCCGGCGUCUACCUCUUUGAGUUUGUCAGCUGCAGUGCCUUCGUUGUCACCGGCGUCUUGCUCCUCAUCUUCAGUCUGAACCUGCACACUAAAGUGCCUCACAUCAACUGGAGUCUAACAGAUUUAAUCAACACUGCCACCAGCACCUUUUUCUUCUUUCUGGCUUCAGUGGUUUUGGCAGCUCUCAACCAUCAGUCAGGAGCAGAGAUUGCAGCUGUGAUUUUCGGGUUCCUGGUGAUGGCAGUGUAUGCCCUGAACACGUUUUUGGCAUUACGGCGAUGGCGCCUUGGGGACACUCGGGACGGACCCAUGCAGACCAGCGAGUACAUCCGGGCCAGGACAGCAUCUCGUGGAGAGGUGGAGUCUCGGCCUGAGCUACAGUAAAGAUCACAUGUUGCAGUGUGUGCUUUCAUGUCUUAGUGAUGGAGUCUGAUGACUGGCUAUUCAGGAUGAACAAACCUCUGGCAUCUUCAGCAGCCUCAGGCCAUCCUCAGUUAAAUACUGUAUCUUUCUGCUAAUUAAGGGCUUUACCUUACCAUGAUCUGGAUAAUUAUUGACUGAAACUGUGCUCCCGAACUGCUCCCAAAUGGCUAAUAAUGGCUGCAAUAAAACGGAGGAAGCUGAGAGUCACCGAUUGAAGGCUUUUAAGCUUAGCUCCAUCUCCCGGCUGCCUGUAUGAAGCAGCACAACUGUGUGGACGUUGUGUCAGAUCAAAAAAACAAUCCUGAUUUGUAGGCUGAUUUCGGGUGUGUUCACACUUGCAGUUUGUUUUGUUUUUUUGUUUGUUUAGUCCUGAUCAAAAAAAGAUUGGGUUUGGAGUCUUGGUUUGUUUAGCAGUCACAGGGUCAAUUUAAAAAUCCGAAUCCAAAGCUAAAAAAAAAAAA
This is a messenger RNA of Danio rerio (zebrafish), 1464 nucleotides long. It is a transcript of the gene cmtm4, whose product is annotated as CKLF-like MARVEL transmembrane domain containing 4. NCBI's taxonomy places the organism in Eukaryota, Metazoa, Chordata, Actinopteri, Cypriniformes, Danionidae. The record is from RefSeq and is marked provisional. Gene Ontology annotation, cellular component: membrane.